AUGCGACUGUACGACACCGAGGACGAGCUCUGGUACCGACUGUGGACUUUGGCUCUAACGUGGUGUCAACGUCGGCUCAUCGACUGUGACGAGAAGACCACCCUGGUGCGGGGUAGCGGACAGCAUGAGCGUGGCGAAGACAGAGAUGCAAGACGCACCCGCACACUCACAGUGACGCAUCGCAGAGUGACACUUUGGUCAGCCAAAGACUGCAUAUAUGACGGUGGUCUCACGAGACCCUGGCGGGCUGUACUGUACAGCACGCGUGUGGUGCGCUAUACCAUCGGGGUCUGUGAGAAGUUCAAGGAUCCCAAUGCACCCAAGAGGCCUCCUUCGGCCUUUUUCUUGUUCUGUUCUGAAUAUCGCCCCAAAAUCAAAGAACAUCCUGGCCUCUCCAUUGGUGACAUCGCAAAAAAGCUGGGAGAACUGUGGACUAGCACCGCUGCAGAUGGUACACAGCCUCGGAAAAAGGCUGCCAAGCUGGAGGAAAAACACGGAAAGGCUAUUGCUGCAUACCGAGCUGAAGGAAAGCCUGAUGCAGCGAAAAAGGCAGUUGUCAAGGCUGAAAAGAGCAAGAAAAAGGAGGAGGAGGAAGACGAGGAAGAUGAAGAAGAUGAGGAAGAAGAGGAAGAUGAAGAAAAUGAUGAUGAACAAGUUGGUUCUAGUGCAGUUUUUUUCCUUGUCUAUAAAGCAUUUAACUGCCCUGUACACAAGUAACUCCUUUUAAGAUUUGUUUUUAAACUGUACAGUGUCUUUUUUUUUAUA
Tupaia belangeri chinensis (Chinese tree shrew) is the source of this 765-nucleotide messenger RNA. RefSeq names its product high mobility group protein B1-like. NCBI's taxonomy places the organism in Eukaryota, Metazoa, Chordata, Mammalia, Scandentia, Tupaiidae. The transcript is spliced from 4 exons. Gene Ontology annotation, biological process: regulation of transcription by RNA polymerase II. The record is from RefSeq and is a predicted model, not a curated record. Bases 1 to 717 code for a protein of 238 amino acids.